Messenger RNA from Penicillium diatomitis, 762 nucleotides. RefSeq names its product riboflavin synthase. Lineage: Eukaryota; Fungi; Ascomycota; Eurotiomycetes; Eurotiales; Aspergillaceae. The record is from RefSeq and is a predicted model, not a curated record. The transcript is spliced from 2 exons. The coding region runs from base 1 to 762 and encodes 253 amino acids. Gene Ontology annotation, molecular function: riboflavin synthase activity. Gene Ontology annotation, biological process: riboflavin biosynthetic process.
AUGUUUACUGGCCUGGUUGAGACCAUCGGAAGUAGGUCUGUCGUGGUCUACCAAUAUAUUCAACAUGAACUGACAUCCCUUGCUUGUAUAGCUGUCACAGCUCUAGAGCCUCUCGACACCACGUCAAGUGGGGGCGGGGGUACUUCGCUGACUAUCUCCGACUGUGAAGAGAUCCUUACCGAUGCUCAUCUGGGGGACAGUAUCGCCGUCAAUGGGACAUGCCUGACUGUCACCGCUUUUGAGAAAGGCUGGUUCAAGGUCGGCUGUGCGCCGGAAACACUGCGAAGAACAAAUCUUGGAUCUCUGAAGGCUGGGUCCAAAGUGAACCUCGAGCGCGCAGUCUCUGCCGAUACUCGAAUGGGUGGUCACUUUGUUCAAGGUCACGUUGACACCGUCGCGACGAUCCUAUCCGUGACGCCAGAUGGCAACGCCCUGGUGUUCCGCCUGCAGCCGCGUGACAAGGAUGUGCUGCGCUACGUCGUCGAAAAGGGAUACGUCACUCUUGACGGCGCUAGUCUGACGGUCACAAAAGUAGUCGACGGAGCUGAGGGAUACUGGGAGGUGAUGCUGAUUGCCUAUACGCAAGAGAAGAUCGUCACUGCGAGCAAGAAGCCUGGCGAGGAAGUGAAUGUGGAAAUUGAUAUCGUCGGGAAAUAUGUCGAGAAGAGCGUUCAAGGUUACUUUGCCGGCACAUCCGGUGGAGAUUUCGCCAUAUUGGAGAAGAUGGUGUCCCGUCUCGUUGACGAGAAGUUGAAACGCUGA